GCAGCAGCAACCCCUCAACAGCAACAUUGUACCCAUCAGUGUCAAAAUGCCAUACUACCAGGCUGGAAUACAACUGGAAAAAAAUGACUUUCACAUCAAGCUCCACACAAAGGUUGGCAUCACUGUCAUGUGGUACAACAAUGCAGUCAUGGUGGAAAUUGGUGAUGAAUACAUUAAUCGCACUUGUGCACUUUGUGGAAAUUUCAAUGGCAAUUCAAACUACAAUGACUUCAGUGAUGAAGGUCAACAAAUCAGCCCCAUGAAGUUUGGCAAGAAAUGGAGAACCCCUCGUCCAAAUGAUAACUGUGAGGACCCCAAUGAAGAGGCAGAUACAUCACUGGAGACUGAGAAUGUGACAGAGGAGUGCGAGGAGUUUGAAAACAUCUGCAAAGACUUCUUUGAAGAUAAAUCCUGGAGCUCCUGCACCGAUCAGAUUGACCCUGAGACUUACAUUAAAGCCCGUAUGCAGGAUAUGUGCCGCUGUAGCAAUACAAAUGACUCCUGUGUCUGCAGCACAUACUCUGAGUUCUCUCGACAGUGCUCCCAUGCUGGGGGAAUACCUCCCAACUGGAGGACUCCCGAGUUGUGUGCUAAACACUGUCCGCCCACCAUGGUAUAUGAUGAGUAUGGGUCUCCUUGCAUCGAUACCUGCAGAUUCCCAGACACAAGUUUACUUUGUGAAGAUCAAAACAUAGACGGCUGCUUCUGUCCUCCUGGAACUGUGUUUAAUGAUGUUUCCAUGAGGGGGUGUAUUCCUCUUUCUGAAUGUCCGUGCAAACGUGACAAAAUCUAUGAGUCCAAUGAGGUUUACCAAGAGGAGGGAAAAAACUGUACAUGCUUUGCAGGUAAAUGGUCUUGUGAGAGUCUUCAAAUGCAUGCUACAUGUUCAGUUGAAGAGGUUCAUACAACCACCUUUGAUGGGAAAGACUUCAACUUCCAUGGGGACUGUUUCUACACUCUGGCUAAAGUGGAAAGCAAGGAUUAUGUGAGUCCAAAUUUUACCAUUCUGGUCCAUUUGACACAAUGUGCAAAUCAAGAAUACGACACUUGUCUCAAGACCUUGAAAAUUCAGCUGAACAGUGACAAAAACAAUGCCAUCAUUUUCACCUCUGAAGGCAGAGUGAAGAUGAAGAAUGGACAGGAGGACAUUUUGCCUUAUGACUCAGGAGACAUCAGUAUAUUCCAUGCUUCGUCCUUUCACAUCAUGCUCCAGACAAGUUUUGGUUUACAAAUUCAGAUCCAGCAUGUGCCUCUGAUGCAAGUCUAUGUCAGUCUGGAGCAGAGCUACAGAGAAAAGACACGUGGUUUAUGUGGGAAUUACAACAUGAUGCUAUCUGAUGACAUGAAGGGGAUGGUGGAGGGAAAAGAAGCAACUUCUAGUAAUUCUUGGAAAACUGACUAUACAUGCAAAGAUGGACAAGGACGACUUGAUGACCCUUGCUCUCUUAGCAUGGAAAAUGAAAAGUAUGCCAAGCACUGGUGCGCCUUGCUACGACAGUCAAAUAGUACCUUUGCACGGUGCCAUUCUGUGAUGGAUCCUGAGAUUUACUACAAGCGAUGUAUUCAUGCUAGCUGUAACUGUGAGAAGACCGAGGACUGCCUGUGUGCUGUCUUCUCCUCCUAUGCAAGAGCUUGUGCAUCAAAGGGAGUGUUCUUGACAGACUGGAGAAAGGAUGCAUGCAACAAACACACUAAGAACUGCCCAGCAUCUCAGACCUUCUCUUACAUACAUCAGAGAUGCCAGCUGACUUGCAGAUCACUGAGCUCAAAGGAGCAGAGCUGCACCUCUGACUUCUUGCCCGCGGAUGGCUGUUCCUGUGCUGAGGAUCAUUACCUACAUGACAACAACAUGUGUGUUCCCAAAGCAAAGUGUCCCUGUUAUCAUAAUGAAGAAACCACUGAACCAGAGAAGACCAUCAGCAUCAGAGAUGACCAUUGCGUGUGGACUGAUGGAGUUCUUCAUUGCGAUCCUCGGGCAGCUGGCUCUUUAACAUGCCCUUCUCCAAAAAAAUACUUCAACUGCUCCAUUGCAGAUGUAGGAGAUGUUGGACUGCAGUGUGCUCGAACUUGUUUAAAUCUUGACAAUGAAUGUGAUGCCACUGAGUGUAAAUCUGGCUGUCUCUGUCCCAGAGGCCUUGUCAAUGAUGGUAAAGGUUCCUGUGUAAAAGAAAAUCAAUGUCCAUGUCAGCAUGGCGAGAAACUUUAUUCCAGUGGAGACAAAAUUGAUGUGAAAUGCAACACCUGUACCUGCAGAAGUGGCAAAUGGGAAUGCACAAGCAAUAAAUGUCCAGGAACAUGCAUUAUUACUGGAAGUAGACACUACAUUACAUGUGAUCAGAAAGCAUAUGAGUUUCAAGGACUGUGUCCCUAUGUUGCUGUCAUGAAUAACUGUGACAAUAAAACAGCUGAAGAGAACUUUAGAAUUAUCAUAGAAAAUGAGAUGUGUGAAUCUUCAAACACCAUAUGUUCCCGAAAGAUCAAGAUCCAGCUGGGGAGAAAGGAAAUCAUACUAUCAAAGGAUAAAUAUGAAGAGGAUGAAAGUUUUCAAAAUGAUAAUGAGAUCUGGUACACCAAAAGAAAGUUUGGUUUCCAUCUGUUCAUCCAAUUUAACAUUGGUCUGACAUUUGUAUGGGAUCACAAAACAAAUCUUCACAUCCAUCUGGAACCACAGCACAGUGUAAGUCAAAGUUUAACUGAAGACUAAAUUUUUUCUAUGGAAAAUAUUCAUGCAGCAUAUGUUUAUAUAUAUCUAAUUAAAUGUAUUAUAUGAAAGUAUUACAAAUGCAGAUUUGUGUCUGAUUUGUGUAAUGUUUCAACAUUGCAAGUUAUAGAUUUGUAUAUUUUCUUUGAUACAUUAAAUUGCCUUAAAAACA
Molecule: messenger RNA, 2873 nt
Organism: Oreochromis niloticus (Nile tilapia)
Lineage: Eukaryota; Metazoa; Chordata; Actinopteri; Cichliformes; Cichlidae
Product: mucin-2-like
Cellular component (GO): extracellular matrix
Molecular function (GO): protein binding
Source: RefSeq, a predicted model, not a curated record